Lacerta agilis (Sand lizard) is the source of this 1141-nucleotide messenger RNA. RefSeq names its product acidic leucine-rich nuclear phosphoprotein 32 family member B-like. The record is from RefSeq and is a predicted model, not a curated record. Gene Ontology annotation, biological process: regulation of apoptotic process. Bases 117 to 884 code for a protein of 255 amino acids. Gene Ontology annotation, molecular function: histone binding. Gene Ontology annotation, cellular component: nucleus. Lineage: Eukaryota; Metazoa; Chordata; Lepidosauria; Squamata; Lacertidae. The transcript is spliced from 7 exons.
GCUAUAUAAGCGGCGGCGGGGAGGAGCCCGCAGCUCGCUGCUCCCGUCCGCGCGGCCGCCUGCUGCUCUUCGCCCCGAGACUCGCCCCGCCGCGCGGAGACGUCGCCCCGGCCGCCAUGGAGAUGAAGAAACGGCUUAACCUGGAGCUGCGGAACAAGAAGCCGGCCGAGGUAAAGGAGUUGGUUCUGGACAACUGCCGCUCCGACGACGGCAAGAUCGGAGGGCUCUCCUCCGACUUCGAAAACCUCGAAUUCCUCAGCAUGAUCAACGUGAACCUUCUCUCCGUCUCCAACCUCCCAAAACUCAAUAAACUUCGCAAGCUGGAGCUGAGCGACAACAGGAUUUCCGGCGGCUUGGAAGUCCUUGCCGAGAAAACUCCAAACUUGACACACUUGAAUCUCAGCGGAAACAAAAUCAAGGAUAUAAACACUUUGGAGCCGCUGAAAAAGCUGUCUCACCUACGAAGUUUGGACCUCUUCAACUGCGAAGUGACUACGCUCAUCAGUUACCGGGACAGCAUCUUCACCCUCCUCCCGCAACUCACUUACCUCGACGGCUUCGACACGAACGAUAAAGAGGCGCCGGACUCCGACCCGGAAGUGGACGGGCUGGAAGACGAGUACGACGAGAACGGGGAAGAAGGCGAAGAAGAAGAUGAAGAAGACGAAGAAGAACUCGACGAGGAUGCAGUCGACGACGAGGAGGAUGAAGAAGAUUUGGAUGGGGAAGAGGAGGAGGACGGGGUUGACGAUGAAGAGGAAGAGGAAGGCGAGGAUGAAGAUGACGACGAAGAUCUCCCUCAGGGCGAGAAGCGGAAACGAGAGAUUGAGGACGAGGGGGAAGACGACCCCGACGAAGAUGAUGACGACGAAGAAGACGACUGACCGCCUCCUCUUCCUCGUAGCCAGACGAUCCGUUUUUUUUUACGGACUGUGACUUUCCUGGCCCCUGCUGUUCCGCAAGUGAGACUGUGACGACAAAAUUUCUUCCUCUCCCGCCCUUGUGGGCCCCCACCCCACCCGCUCUCCAGCCCCCCGCCCCCCACAGUUGCUUCCGGGCCCAGCCACCCACCCCUUUGUAUCGCUGCGACAUCCACAGUAUAUUUUUUUAAAACGUAGAAUACAGUUUAGGUGUUUCAGGA